Messenger RNA from Rosa rugosa (rugosa rose), 939 nucleotides. RefSeq lists its product as uncharacterized. The transcript is spliced from 6 exons. Lineage: Eukaryota; Viridiplantae; Streptophyta; Magnoliopsida; Rosales; Rosaceae. The record is from RefSeq and is a predicted model, not a curated record. The coding region runs from base 1 to 939 and encodes 312 amino acids.
AUGUUUUCAUCAAAAGAUUGGUAUGAAUAUGGAUGUACAAAACAUAAGGAUGCUUAUGAGGUGAGAAAGUGGAUCAUUCGUGACACAAGUUUUUGGAACCAUGUUGCUUAUUGCAUAAAGAGUGUUUUGCCACUUUUUUGUGUCUUAAAAGAGGUUGAUUUAGAAGUGAGACCCGCCAUGGGAAUUAUCUUUGAGUUGAUGGAUGCCGCAAAAGAUAAGAUUGCAAGUUAUUACUUGAACCCUCAAUUCCGAUAUGAAGACAACUUUAAAUACCGAGCACGUGAAGAAGGGUUUGGAAGAGUGCAUGGAUAUGAUGUGGUUGGUGAGGCUCGUGUCGCAGCGGAAAUACAAUUGGACUUAUAUGAGCAAAAGCUUGUGUUUUGGUGGGAAAAAUAUGGGACAGAAACACUGGAGUUGAUGGAUUUUGCUACUCGGGUCCUUUCCCUUACUUAUUCAUACCAAAAGAGGUUGCAUGCUUUAGUCUAUGUGAAAUAUAAUAUUGCUAUAAGAGAUAAGAUAGAGGAUCCACUUCUCCCAGCCGAUCCACAUUGGCUUGAGGACAAUGUGGAAGAUCUAACAUUAAAUGAUGAGGCGGUAAGAAAUGUGCCAAUUGGUACAUGUCAAAGUACCCUAAUUGAUAGAAAGCCUCCUUCUCGUGUGCCUACUCCUCCCCAUGAGCCUACUCCUUCUCUUGAUAAACAUAUUGUUUUAUACAAAAGGAAAUCUAAUGAAGGAGCACGUUCAAGUAAAAGAAAGGCUCCAAGGAAAUCAAUGCAUCUUGAUGACAUUGUGGAUGAUGAUAUUAGAAUUAAUCCAUAUGAUGACACCAAUCCCCUCUUCGAGCACCAUGGUGAUGAUAGUGAUGGAGGUGAUAGUUUGGGUGAUGAUAGUCUGAAUGGUGAUCUUCUAAUUGAUGAGGAUAAUGAUUUCCAAAGAUGA